Penicillium canariense is the source of this 3582-nucleotide messenger RNA. Its product is annotated as nonribosomal peptide synthase. Bases 1 to 3582 code for a protein of 1193 amino acids. NCBI's taxonomy places the organism in Eukaryota, Fungi, Ascomycota, Eurotiomycetes, Eurotiales, Aspergillaceae. The record is from RefSeq and is a predicted model, not a curated record. Gene Ontology annotation, molecular function: medium-chain fatty acid-CoA ligase activity. Gene Ontology annotation, biological process: fatty acid metabolic process. The transcript has a single exon.
AUGGCCGGGGAGGCAAUGCGAUCGCGAGCCAUCGCACAGACAAAAGACGAGCGGCAGCGCAAACCAGCAAAUAAUCUCAUCACAACAUUCGACCGUGUCGCACAACGACAGCCCAAUGAUAUAGCGGUGCUGUCCUUUCACCAAAAAGACCAUCUUGGGGUCGGUAACCUGAGCUGGACGUAUGCCCAGCUUCGCGAUGGCAGUGUCCGCUUGGCCCAUCGGCUUUCAUCUGCAGGAUUGCGAAAAGGAAGUCGCAUCGCUACAUUCCUAUACAAUGAGAUCGAAUGGGCCCUCCUUUUCCUCGCCAGUGCGCGUGUAGGAUGUCAUUUCGUUCCAUUGGAUCCUCGCGCGCUCAACACUCCGUCCGACGCGAUAUACCUUUUGCGAAAGGUUUGGGCGGAGGCAAUUUUCGUCUCUCAUCUGGAAUUUGCUGAAUGCGUUGAAAAUAUCCUCGACACUGAACUGAUGCCCCAGGUGCGAUUGAAAAGCAUUGUCGCGCCCGUCGCAGUGGGACGUGAGACUGAGGAUUUGCCACGCGGAUGGAGAACUUUGUCCGCAAUGAUGGCCGAUCCAGAUCCAGCUGGAAUUGUGCUGCCUCAGCUGAAGCGCGAUGAUAUAAUUCUUAUGUUGGGGACCAGUGGCACCACGUCUCGCCCUAAGAUCUGCCCUCAUUCAUCCGUCACCAUCGUGACUCCAGCACUCGGGCUUGUGGAUCACUGGUCGCUGACCCGCGACGACUCGAUCUGUCAGCACCUGCCGUCUUUUCAUGUUUUCAACAUUGCGAUGAACCUUGCCUUCUGGGUAGCCGGAGGAACAGUUGUGAUCCCAAGCCCUGAAUUCAAUCCGGCAGCGACAUUUGAGGGCCUUGCGACUGGCUCACGGGUGUGGAUCGCGGCCGUGGCCACGAUGAUACAUGCCAUGCACACAUACUCAGUGGCUUUAGAAGAGGAUCUCGCAUCUCCGUUUGGGAUAUGCCUCGGAGGAGGACCGAUUACCCCACAGGUCCUGCGGGAAUGCAGUGCGCUCGGCGCAAAGAAGAUUGUCGCAGGAUACGGGACAACGGAAGGCGUUGCAACGUUAUACAAUGUAAUGGAUGUGACCGAUCCACGAAUCACGAAUGUGCAAGAUGGUGAUGAGAUAUGCCUGGGACCAGCCGUCGCGGGAUCGCAUCUCCGCAUCUGUGCCCCUGGCAGCAGGACGCCUUUGCAGCGGAAUGAAAUUGGUGAGCUUCACCAGGGAGGAUAUCCGGUUAUUGAAGGAUACUAUCAAGGCAGUGAGGAGGACAACGCAACAUGUUAUAAGGAAGGCACCGUGCCUUGGCAAGCGACGGGGGAUCAGGGAUAUAUGGACGAUGAUGGUUGUAUAUAUCUGCUCGGGAGAUACAAGGACCUGAUCAUUCGAGCUGGGGAGAACAUCUCCCCGCUUAAGAUCGAGCAGUGCUUGGCUGGGCAGCCGGGGGUUGCCACUGCUGUUGUGGUUGGAGCGCCUGAUGACAUUGUGAGCGAGGUGCCUGUUGCCGUCAUUGAGACGUACGAUCGCAAAGACCGGUCCUUCUUCCAGGGCCUGCAGUCGGCCGUGGUACGCGCAAUGGGCCGAUCAUUUGCACCCAAGCUAGUCCUUCAUCUUCAAGAUGACCUCAACCGCGAGAAAUAUCCCACCACGACAUCGGGCAAGAUCAAGAAAAACGUUGUGAAAGAGUGGGUGGCCGCCUACCUGGCAGGCUCCAGCACCGCGUCAUCGCGAGCGCAGACUCCAAACAUCACCGAGACUAGCACUGCUCCCAGUACUCCUCCGACCAUCGCUGCAACACCAAAGGAUGAAAAUAAUGAUAUCCACAAAGAACUCACAGCAUUGUGGUCAUCGGUCUCGGGGUUGGAUGUCCCAGAAAUCAAGACGGACAUGCCCAUUCGCACCUUCACCGAUAGCACAAUGCUGAUCCAAUUUCUUCAGCUGGCUAAGAAAAAGGGCUGGAAGCUCACCUUGAAAGACUUGCUGGCUGCUAAUACCAUUGAGAAACAGGCUCGGCUCCUUGGUGGGACACACACCCCCCAGUUGAGCCUGGGAGCGCCACUUGAAUCCAAGACAACAACGACCGUCGCCAUCAAGAAACAACGCGCGGCUGCCCAUCUGGGAUUACACGUGGAUGACAUUGAUGAGCUCAUCCCAAUGACCGACCUCUUUCGAAUGCUCUCCCUUGAUCGACCUUAUCCAGGCGCCUGGGAUCUUCGCAUUGACUUCUCGGUCAGGCGGGAUCUGAGCGCGGACCAGAUCGCCGCCAUUCUCGAGACAUGGUUACAACGACACGAACUGCUGCGCAGUGUUGUUGCAGUUGUGGAGAAUGAGCCCCCCGUUUACGCGGUGAUGCAUCCCAGUGCAUCUUGGUUUAAAAACCAGAUCAUAAAUGGCCCUGAGGUUGAUGAUCUCAAAGCGGUCACCGAGUACCAGCUAGAUGACUUCGUUGACUCGGGUUAUGGUCCCCUUUGCAAAAUGACCAUUUUACCUCUGCACUCAACCUCACGGUGUGGCAUGGUCCUACAUAUCCAUCACCUCCUGUUCGAUGGAAUGGUGAUGGAACGCUGGAUUCGUGAUCUUAACCAUCUCUUUGAUGGAAAACCACAGUUGAACUGGCACCCUUACCGUGAGUUUGCUGCCAACUACGAAGCCUAUCGCUCUACUGUAGACGCAGAAGAAUCUGUGCGCUAUUUCGUGCGCAAGUUCAGCGGUAUUGCCUCCGCGAAAGAUGCAGUUUGGGAUAUCCAUCGGGUAUUCCAGAUUCUGGAUCAGAAUUACACCCCUCCAGAAAGCCUCGGCUCCAAUAUCACUCCCAAGAGAGCUGACCCCGCUACCUUGCCAAAACGUUUCAUCCACCUGCCUGAACUCACACAGAUGCGAUCUCAAUUUGGAAUUUCCGCCCCGAUUAUUGCAUUGGCUGCUUGUGCAUUGAUGAAUGUUCGAUAUACAGGAGCUUCCGAAGCGAUCAUCACCAACCUGCAAUCCGGUAGAUCAUGGCCCACUGAGGACGGUCCCGGCAGUAGCGACAUAUCUCUCCUGGAGCUCUCUGGACCUACCCUACAAAAUCUCCCAGCGCGUAUCCCGGUCAUACCGGAGGAUACGGUCCUCGACCUGCUGAACAGAGUGAGAACCGAACAGGACGAAAUGAUGCUCCGUGAGCAUUGCCCUGUGAAACGAGUGCAUGAGUUAGUAUCGCAGGGCCCGAACGGUGUCGAAGAUGCGGCUGUGCUCUGGGAACUCAUGACUACUCAACUCUUUGACUGGUUGCUGGAGACAUAUAGCCAAGGGUCUGAUGAUGCCCUCGAGUUACUUCGUGACACCACUCUGUCGCGGACAGGCUGGGUUUGGUUCCCCCGAUUAUCGGAAGGAAAUGUACUUCAUUGCAACAUUCAUCACGCGGAUGCCGACCUGCCUGUUGACAAGACGAACUUUAUAGUGGAGGAGUACUUGUGUGCGGUGGCUUGGUUGGCCGAUCCUGUAAACGUGCAGAAGCCAAUCUCAGCCUGUCGGUUUGACGGAUACGCGGUGGGUUCUGCAGAUUUCAUGUACGAUCAACGUGACGGUUCCUAG